AUGGACCAGGACCUUGGAGGCUGCGCCGAGCUGCUGGGGAAGGCCGUGCUGACGAGCGCCCAGUUCGACUCGGCAGGGUUCGACGGCGAGUUGCCUCUCCUCGAAGCGGGCAAGGGCGGUGCCUCUGUCCAUGUGCGGGUGCAUCCUGCAGCGACUCACGUGCCAGACCCGUGGGUCUGGGUGGCAGUGCUGGCGGUCGGCGGACACCACCAGCCGGAUCGUCAGCCCGAGUGGUUCCCGUCGUUUCUGAUCCGCUCCCGCCCCAAGGGCGCGAAGCAGGAUCUCGAGCGGAACGGCAGCCUGGUCAGCAUCUGA
Prorocentrum cordatum is the source of this 315-nucleotide messenger RNA. NCBI's taxonomy places the organism in Eukaryota, Dinophyceae, Prorocentrales, Prorocentraceae. The record is from the annotation of a GenBank genome assembly.